AUGAGUGUUCUUGAAUACCCAGACGCCAUUAACGCCCCGGAGCUUCAGGUCUGGAACAACGCCGCCUUCGACGACAAUGAGGGCUCUGAGUUCUCCUGCGCCACCGUUAAAGCUUCCUGGUCUUCCGAAUCCGAUUGCAGCAAAGAGAAUCUGAGCCCGGUUCCGAAAACCCCUGUUUUCGCGGCGUCUUCGGUGCCGUUUAAGCCGCUGAACGGAAAUUCGCGGCGGUUGUCUGUGGCGCCGAAGAAGAUGGGGUUUGAGGUUGAAGAAGAGAAAGGUCGAGACUUGGGGAAGAUCGAUUCGGAGAUUGAGGAAAUCGAGAAGGAGAUAGGCCGAUUGAAUUCGAGGCUGGAGUUGCUGAAACUCGAGAAGGCCCAGAAGGCGGCGGAGAAGCGCGGCAGAGUUGUGGCGGCGAAGUUCAUGGAGCCACCGAAGCAGAGUGUGAAGAAUUCCGAUGGGUUGAGAAAGAUUGAGGAGUCUUUGAAUUUGAGCGCAAGGCCGAAGGUUAAUCGGAGAGGUAUGAGUUUGGGGCCGUCGGAGAUUAUCGCCGGAGCCGGGUUCCGGCGGCCGAGUAAGUUUGAGAUAACCCCUGUUCAGAAAAUACAGGAUCGCCGGAAAUCUUGCUUCUGGAAGCUUCAGGACAUUGAUGAACUGAGGGUUACUAAAGAGAGGGGUAAAAGCACGAGUCUUAGCCCGAAAUCAAGGAAGACUGCGUCGAAAAUCGGAGCUCCGAAACAGGCUGCAACUUCAAUUGGGGGUUCUAAGAGGCCGGUGAAGAAGGAAGACAAGGUUCUUGGUUCAAUUGAGCCCAAGAAGCUCUUCAAAGAAGGGGAGAAGUCUGUGCCUAACAAGAAGCCAGUCAAGGCUGGGAGGGUUGUGGCAAGCAGGUACAAUCAGAUUGGUACUUCUUCGGCUGCUGCGGCGGAUGGUCGGAAAAGGUCUUUGCCGGAUGACGACAAGGACGAUGGGAGCCGGUGUGAGAAGAAGCGCGUGUCAUUGGUGGGGAAGCCACGUGGCAUUGGGAGGGAGGGGUCUAGGAGCGUUGGACCGGAGAGUAGGAUGAAGAAGAGGUGGGAGAUUCCUAGUGAGGUCGUGGUGUUCCAGGGUGUGGAGGAGGAUGGUGUUGCUGAAAUCGGUGCUGUGAAUGAUGGGCUGCCGAAGAUUAGGACUGUUCGAUGUGUUAACGACACGCCAAGGGGGUCAGGGCCGGCGAAAAGGGUGGCGGAAUUAGUUGGGAUGAAGAAGUAUUUUAGCAACAGUGAUGAGUUCUGCCAGGAAUUGAGUUUUGCGGAAGAGGAGGAUGGUGAAGAAGAAUGA
Rosa chinensis is the source of this 1317-nucleotide messenger RNA. RefSeq lists its product as uncharacterized. Bases 1 to 1317 code for a protein of 438 amino acids. The transcript has a single exon. The record is from RefSeq and is a predicted model, not a curated record. NCBI's taxonomy places the organism in Eukaryota, Viridiplantae, Streptophyta, Magnoliopsida, Rosales, Rosaceae.